This is a messenger RNA of Dissoconium aciculare CBS 342.82, 3358 nucleotides long. RefSeq lists its product as uncharacterized. The transcript has a single exon. Lineage: Eukaryota; Fungi; Ascomycota; Dothideomycetes; Mycosphaerellales; Dissoconiaceae. The record is from RefSeq and is a predicted model, not a curated record. The coding region runs from base 359 to 3265 and encodes 968 amino acids.
AUUCCGACUCGUGUUCGUGUUGAGCGCAAUAAGCGUGGAUCGAGACAAAGAUGCCCCCUUUGACCAAGACCAUCACUUGGUCACUGUUCCAACAGGCGUGUGAGCGGCGAACCGCGUCAUCACCGCGGCGCCGCAGGAACGGCACUCCUCAAAACGGACCCGCUGCGUCGUGGGCAUGCGGCGCGACGAAGCAGAGCAGGUCCUUCCACACCCCCGUGACCCACAAGGGGGAGUGCUCGAGCACCUCGCUUCACAUGUACAUCGAGGCUGUCGCGACGUGCAAUCGAGGCUGCCAAGAACCAAACCCGCAGUCUAUCAUUUCUUGGCAAUGCAGAGAUAUAUAUCGAGGUGACCAAACAUGAAAAUUUUCCAGGGCACGACCUUCAUCAUGGAGCUAAUUCCUAGUGAUGAACCCGAAGAUCUGCAGGAAAUCCUUGACUGCGUACCGCUAGCGCUGCAUCCUCUCACCAGGAAAUAUGACGAGUUCAUCCGAGCCCCGUGGGAUCAUGCUCGAUACGCCGAAUUGUUGGAGGCCUUCGAAGAAUGCGGCAUGGACAGAUCGCUAGCUUGGCAAUUGUCCGAUGUCGUUUGCGCACUAGCAACGAUAGACGUAUACCACAACAUAGAUCUACAGCUGAAUAACGGCGCCCGAUUUGGAGACGAUGACUGGGCUGGCGAGAAUCUGUUUGACAAUCUCGACUCUUUGAUUGAAAGGUACAAUCUGAACACCGUUUGGCGAGAGAUGGUGCAAGAUCAGUACAAUCAGCGCGAAGUUCGCAUCUCUCGGAAAGUUAAAAACCUCAACCUCAAGGCCAGAAAAGCCACCAGCGGCGAGGCUAAAAAGGUCUACCGCGAACAGGUUGACUCAUACAUCAAGAACGUGAGCCCUUUGGCAGACGAACAAGUCAGGACACGUAACCCGAUUAAUCCUGUCACUGUUUCUCAAGUCGACGAUCUGCACCGAGCAUACGGAGCGCCGAUUGAAGUGUUGAAGCUAGAAGAGGAGUUCGAGCGAUUCAACGCCACGCCCUGGAUAGAAGAACGCCGCAGAUCACUUGGUCAGGCGGUUCGGGCUUGCGAUCCGGCUCGAGCUUGCGAUCCUGCUGGGCCUUGCAAGGGCACCCGGGCUUGCAUGUUCAAUGUUUGUGACAUGUCCGAUCUACGUCGCAGCAUAGAUGCGCUUACCAUUUUCGAGGAAGUGCAUAAUCGACUAGGUGACCGUUUGGCACAAGGUCUUUGCAGGAGAGGAAUAGAUGAACGCAAGAUCCAACUUCAGCGAUUAGAAGCUAUCCCGAAAGAAUGGAUUGAUUCCAUACUCCAGCAGCGGGCGAGUGCAUGGGAUCCUCCUGAAGAUUUGGUCCACCGUUUACGGCAGCAAACAAACCUAGUCGAGCGCGCUCACAUGCUUUUCAAAUCAAUUCCACACACGCCUGAUGAAAAGCUGAUGAGAUUUGCGAUGUCGUCGGUUUACUCCGUGCCGAUGCCGCCUUUGUCAAUCCAUCGCGAGCGGGAUGGCAUUUUUGAAUUCCAUUUCAAACCACAAGGCGAGCAAGGCGGUGGCUGGGAUCAAGACAAAUCCUUGUGGGACAGUGUGACAAACUUUAUCUACGGACAUCGCUUACGAGAAAACUACGAGUUAUCCUUCAAGAUCAGUCUCCAUGUCGGCAAAUGCGAUUAUUUCCAAAGCAGCCUUCUUGGCCAAGGAGGAAUACCUGACGAAGGUAAUGCGAAGCAAAUAUCCUUCCCAGUGCCUCAUGAUCCCCAAGGGAUUUUACAUACGAUCUGCCGUGAUCAGGCCGUUUUCGCAGUCUUCCAGGAGUUCCUCUUGGACCCGUUCAAUGAUAGCCGGUAUCAUAGCUUUUCUGCGGCGGCGUUAGAGCCGGACUCUAACGACUCCGAGGUGGACGAUGAGGACAAGUUCGAUGAAAUGAUGCCCCAAAGUUUGUGUCACAGUUUUUUGAAGAUGGCGGUCUUGGAGUUGUUGAAGAACGUAUACCUUUCGGACAAGGACAAGAUCGCUUACGACCAAUGCGUGCAGGCGCUUUCUAAGAUCCAAGAUGGAGCUCUAAAAGAUGAACAGGACGAGAGCUUCUUCUACAACCCUGAAUUGAAUGAAGCUGUGAUCAAAGCAGCUAAAAAUCCAAAUUUGUACGCAAUCCCCUCGGAGAUCAUUGUCGAAGCACAACAUGAGCCAGACCGCAGGAAGCGCGCGGACAUACUUUUACGCGGCGCUCCUUAUUUCCGGGCAGAUCCCCCAGAGCGAGACAAGAACCGCUGGUGCAUGGACGGCUGGCGUUUGGACGAAGCUGAUCGAUGCAAGCUUUUAGAUUGCACUUUAGUAUCCGAAGUUGACCAGGAUAAACUGAGACGAGCAGAGAAAGUGUUCGAUGCAUUCAAGAGAUCAAUCAAGGAUCCACUCGAUGUUCAACUUUAUGAGGCCUUUCGUAGAGAGAGUCAGCGACAUUCGUUCCCGGCAGAGAUGGCCGGAAAUAUAUGCAGCCUCAUUCUAAUGGACGCAGCUUUACGGGCUUUGCUGACAGCAUACUAUUUGCUCGACGAUCGGGCUGCCGGUCAUCGAACUUCGAACCAACGGAGGCUCAUUGAAGGCAAACUCGACGAUACUGUGCGUCAUUAUGUAGGGUCCGCUGCACUACACGUCUGGAAAGAUGCUCUUUUCUGGGUCAAAUUCCCUCAGAUCACUGCGAAGGCUAUCAGCGAAGUGCGGCAUGUGCCAGACUGCGAAGCGCGCACACGCACACUUUUACUCGAUAUCCCUUAUCUUACUGAGGAAGGCAAGAUCUGGUGGCGUGGAUGGGAAGAUAAUGACAAACUGCAGGAGUGCUUUUCCUCGAAGGAGGAUUUCGCGUCGAAUUGUAUGCGCGAGCUUGUAGAGUAUGGGUCACCUGCCAAACUAUCCUCUGAAGACGGCACGUCUCAAACCUCCACCAAUUUUCGUAAUGGCAGCGAUGGCGAGAGCAACGGCGAGCCAGACGACGGCGGGAUUAGCGAAGACGGCGAGAGCAGCGAAUACGGCGAGGACCGCGAUUUCAGCGAUGUCGAGGGCAGGGAUGCCGAGGAUUCCGAAGAGGGCAGCGAAUACAGCGAGAGCAGCGAUGUCGAAGGCAGCGAAAACAGCGAGCAGAGCCAAGGCGAGAGCAGCGAAUACGGCGAGAUCGAGGGCAGGGAUGUUGAGGGUGGCGUAAAUGUCGAGCAAAGUAAAGGCGAGGACAGCAACGAUCGACUGCGCCGCAGAGCAUCGAUAUAGAAGACAGCUCGAUCCAUUCCCAGGAUAAUUGCAGCGGAGACGGUGCAGGACUACGGCGAGCCGCAAAAUCUACCAGCACUGAUACCGUAGAAU